Messenger RNA from Branchiostoma floridae (Florida lancelet), 3002 nucleotides. RefSeq lists its product as uncharacterized. The transcript has 14 exons. NCBI's taxonomy places the organism in Eukaryota, Metazoa, Chordata, Leptocardii, Amphioxiformes, Branchiostomatidae. The record is from RefSeq and is a predicted model, not a curated record. The coding region runs from base 13 to 1845 and encodes 610 amino acids.
AGCCAACCCAUCAUGAAGGUUCUCUGUGUGAUCUACCUUGGAUGCAUGCUUCUCCUUUCUGUUAGCAGUUCAGCUGACAGUGACGAGGUACAAGCAGAUGUUGUCGAGAAUAGAUCCGAAGAUGUCAGUCUCCUCCAGCUCCUGGCAGACAGCAAAAAGACACAACAAGGGGCUUCCAAGAGAGUUGUGGACCUCAUUCGUGAUCUACAAACACUUACAGAAGAAAAAGAUCUUGUUCCAGAGGAGCCAGACGACGGAAUUACCGAGACGAAAGGUUGUGAAGACCAUGAGGAUGGCGACCAGUGGGGCACGCCGGCGCCUGAGCAUGAGAACUGUUACUGCCAAGGACAGGACCGUUUCUGCUACCAUGUGGACUGCCUUUCCGGUACUAAAGCUGUCCGUAACUCCGAUGGGCUCUGGAGCUGUCCUGGUGGCUUCUCAACAGGAAAUGCUGUUGACGAAGAAAAUGCUCUUGACCUCAGGGGAGCGCAAGAAGCGGCUGAUGAUCUUCUUUCCGCAGAAGAGGAAAAGUCUCUCAUCCGUGGGAUGGAUGACAACGGACUUACCAAGAAGAAAGGCUGUCAAAACCAUCAGGUUGGAGACCAGUGGGGCACGCCAGAGCAUGACAACUGCAUCUGUGAAGGUUCGGACCGCGCCUGCUACCAUGUGGACUGCCUCUCUGGUUCCAAGAUUGUCGGUGACUCCGUUGGUCCAUGGAAGUGUGAAGUCGAUGUCUCCACAAGAGGCAUAACAGGAUCAGCUCUACCGGUGAAAGAAAGUGAAAAGAGAAUAGCUGCCCUCGCAGCAUUCGGAGUUUUUUCAGGCGUAGUGGGGAUUGUCAACUUCAUUUGGAGCCGCGUGGGGGCUGCAAAGACAACGGCAAAGCUGAACGAAAUCCAAGACCAGAUUCGAGCCCUGGACAGGAAGGUGGACGAGUUGACACAAAGCGUCAGCGAUCUACAACUGGGGCAACAGUACCUUCAACAAGUCAUCCUGUAUGGCAGGGAUGAGCUGCGACUGAGGAACAUGCUGGACACGCUUGCCAGGAUGCAAGUCAGUGACGGCACGUACACCGGGACCCAGGACAUCGCAGGGUGGGCAGACAGUGUGCUGAGUCAUGGCUCAGAUGGAGUCCAACAGGCAUUGUACAAUCUGUUGGACAUGGUGAAUCCACAGUCAGCGCUCUUCGGUGGGAAAUCUCUGAACAAGCACGAUGACCCAGAUGUAUCUAUGCCACAGAAAGUCACUCAGGUCUACGCGCUGAUUGGAGGUGGGUACGCUGUCUGGAUGGCUGCUCUGCGGAUCAAGGGGCGUACAAGUGAGAUUGAAACCAAGGCACAAGAGGGGCAACAGAAACUGAAGAGUUUGGAACCAACCCUGGAGAAGUACUUACGAUAUGGAAACUGCCCCUCCGGGUAUCAACUGAAGACCAGGGCGUGCUACAAAGCAUUCAGCAGCUUGAAGACUUGGACCGAUGCUGAUGCCUACUGCCGCAACCAGGGACGAGGCGGGAUGUUGGCAAUGGCAAAAGACAGCGACAUCAACAGCUUCCUCAUCAGCCUGAAGGAUGCUGCAAGCAGCUCAUGGGGGUUCUGGUUUGGGCUGAAUGAUAGGGUAAAUGAAGGUAGUUGGAAAUGGCCAGAUGGUACCUCUCUGGGGUCCUACAAAUACUGGUCACCGAUCGAGCCAAACAGUGGGGGUAAGGAUUGGUUGGGACGAUACAUUAGUAACGAAGAUUGUGUGGAGUUUUUCAGGACCGGGUGGGGCAGCAAAUGGAACGAUGCUGACUGUGGCAAGACAAAAUACUUCCUCUGCCAACAGACACCGGAAGGAGUCGGAGUCUGAAGAUUCAGCGAAUCAGAUUGUUGAGACAAGACUGUUACUGUAAAUGCAGAAACUUUCGCGGUGGUUUUAUGUUCGCGGUUUUUGCGGUGGUCGCUUCACCACGAACUCAAAACCACCGUAAACAUUCUCCUCCUGUCUUCUACUUACUUUCACCCCCUUCUCGGUUCUUGUACGUACUUUACAUUGAAAAAGCAUUCUAAUGAUGAAAUAUUUGAGGUACUUUCUACGAUCAAGACACACGAAUCCUUACAAUACACAUUUUUCUUUAGUUCGCAUUGAAGAUGAUAGAAAAGUAGUAACUGUACUGCGUAUUCAAAAAGCAAAUACGGUUAGAUCAGUGACAGGUGAUCAGGACAGCACUGUCAAAGUCAUAAGUGGACUGUUCUGUCCGUUUGUUGCUGCCUUGCCGAGUAACCAGUAAGUGGUUUCCGACUGGCAGUUCGUAGAGGCGCCGGGUUUCCUAUUACAGUAUGUGACUACAGUACAGUACUGUACUGUAAAUUUAUUUUUUUCGUGCGAUGACGCCACCGUGAACUCAAAACCACCGCGAACACUCCAUUUUUCCUUCUUGAGUUUCUGAAAGUAAAGAAAUCCCAAGAUUGGUGAUUUUGUCAAAAAGGUAGCUAGAUUCUUCACGGAUAUCUGGAUAGGAUAAAUUCAUGUAGGUCAAAGAGAACAAAUAACAGUUGACUUUAGUUUUAUAAUAAUUGCAUGUCAUUAUCACUUUUUCGGGAAUAAGUACCCAUUUUCCUUCUGAAAGCUCUUAAUAUCAUUCGGAAAUGUACGAAACACUCUCAUUGUAAGCGAGUUUUCCCGAGUUUCUAGAAGGCUACAAUUUUACAUAAUGGUGAUUUUGUCAAAGAGGUAGACUCUGUGCCAAUAGGAUAUGUUUAUGUAGGUCAAAGAGAGCAUAUGAUAGUUAACUUUAGUUUCAUUGCAUCAUCACUUAUUCAGAAACAAGCACACCAGGGUUUUAGCCAGCCUGAAAUCAUUUCAGUCCCCUCGAUUUUAAAUGGGAAUCCUAUCGAGCACCGAAGGCAUGGCGUGACAUUGCACAAUAUUUCUAGUGGGUCUGGGUCCGAGAAAAUUUUGAAAUCUAGACCCUCUGAAACACUAUUUCCUGCAUUUUGAGGUGCAAAUUUUGCUGGUAGACCAAG